AUGUCCAACCCAUUUGACUUGUUAGGCAACGACGUUGAAGACGCUGAUGUCGUCGUCCUCCCACCAAAGGAAAUCGUCAAAAAGACCACCUCCUCCAAGAAAACCGACACUCCCCCACCUUCAGCUAACCCAGCUAGAGCCAACAAAAACAGAUCUGCCAAGCAAUCCACUGGUAACGACAGAGCUUUAAAGGACAAAUCCGCUGGUAGACAACAAAACCAAAAGAAGGAAGUCUCUUCCAACUCCACUUCCAAGAGAUCAACCGACAGAAAGAAGACCGACCGUCAUUCAAGAACCGGUAAGACCGAUUCCAAGAAGAAGAUCGAUCAAGCUUGGGGUUCCGAUGCCACUGAAUUAGAUGACGAAACUGCUGCUAAGCAAGACGCCGAAUCUGAAAUCGCCCAAGAUGCUGCUGCUGCUGCCGCCUCUGCUUCCAAGCAAAUGUCUUUACAAGACUACAUGCAAUCCGUUUCCGGUAACCAAUUGAACAAGACUCCAGAAACCAAGCAAGCUAGUGACGUCUUGGAAAACGCCGAAUUGUUCGUCAAAGAACAAGAAGUCUUGGUCGAACCAACCAAGGUCAAGUCUUUGAGAUCCAAGCAAUUGAAGACCAAGGAAUUCUUGGACUUUGACGCCACUUUCUCCGAUGCUUUGCCAAAGAACAACAGAAGAGCCGGUAAAUUCAACAAGGGUGGUAAGAAGAACUCAAAGAAAAACUCCCCACCUCCAAAGACUUUGGACUCCAUGAACUUACCUUCUUUGGCUUAA
Molecule: messenger RNA, 768 nt
Organism: Henningerozyma blattae CBS 6284
Lineage: Eukaryota; Fungi; Ascomycota; Saccharomycetes; Saccharomycetales; Saccharomycetaceae
Gene: STM1
Product: Stm1p
Exons: 1
Coding region: 1-768 (255 amino acids)
Source: RefSeq, a predicted model, not a curated record